Messenger RNA from Brassica rapa (field mustard), 6824 nucleotides. RefSeq names its product inactive serine/threonine-protein kinase/endoribonuclease IRE1-like. Gene Ontology annotation, cellular component: IRE1-TRAF2-ASK1 complex. Gene Ontology annotation, biological process: protein phosphorylation; IRE1-mediated unfolded protein response; intrinsic apoptotic signaling pathway in response to endoplasmic reticulum stress. NCBI's taxonomy places the organism in Eukaryota, Viridiplantae, Streptophyta, Magnoliopsida, Brassicales, Brassicaceae. Gene Ontology annotation, molecular function: RNA endonuclease activity; ATP binding; protein serine/threonine kinase activity. The record is from RefSeq and is a predicted model, not a curated record.
UUUUUCAAAAUUAAAUAUAUAUUUUUGAUGAUUUUCUAUAUAAGAAUAUAAGUUUAAGUACAUUUAUUUGGAAUCUCGAAUCAAAUUGUACCAAACUGAAAAAAAAAAUAAAAUUUGAAUUGAAUUUCAUAAAUAACCGAGAAUAUCAUAUUUUUCUAGAACCUAAAAUUAAAACUGAACCAAAAACUAAAUGGGUACCUAAAUAUUUAAAGUACAAAUUAUAUUUUUACAAAUAUUAAUGAUGAUGACUAAUAGUGCAUGUACAUUUAAUUGGUGAGAAGAAAGCAUUAUAUUUUCUAAAUUAUUAAACUCUUUUAGUGGAGUACAUAUGUGAUCUAUAAACAAAUUAAGAUAUAAACAUUUUUUUUAUAUCCGAUCUAAACUUGUGAUGGAACUGGUAAACAUGGUGGCCGUAUAUAAUCCAUACUGGCUUAUAUUUGUCAUAUAACAUUCUUUCAGAUUUUUUUACAAACUCAUCUGUUUUCACAAACUUCGUAUUUAGUAAAAACUUAUUAAUUAAAAAUCUAAUAAAACCAAAAAAAUCUGUUAUUAACCCGUGGUCCGAUACCGACUGACUCGGGAAAACCAUAAUUGUUUUUAAUACUUAUUUAUUAUUUCAUCAAUACCUUAUAAUAGUACAUAAAACUAAAUAAACUAUUUUUUGUCAUAUAAAUAAAUUCAUUGUAUUUAUAUUAUGCAUUUUAAUUUAUAGGUUUUGUAAUGAUCAACACUAUUACAAUUUAAAUGUAUAUAUUUUAUUUUUUAGAAGCAUACAACUGGUUCACACCUAUUAAUAAAAUUAAAAUUAAGAUUGAUAGAAUGAGAAUUUUUUAAUAUAUCAUGAAUCCAAAGAAUUAAAUUAAUAGGUAUGAAGUCUUUAUACCAAAAACCAAAAUACAAAAUUUUAAUCAAUGAGAAUUAAAUUUUGUUUGUUAAUUUAAGAAAAUUUUGGAAAAUAGUCAUUUUCAUUAAAAGAGAAAAAAAAUAUCAAUGAUUCUGUCUUAAUAGUAUAGGUAUUCUUAUUUAACUUAGAUUGUUGUAGUUGUUAGUAUAUUUAAGUGUCAUUAGAUUUGGUAAUCGUAGUUGAUGGGAUAAAUAUGAUCGAUCUUGUUUAAUAUAGUAUUCUCGUAUAGGGGUUUUAAUUUUUUGACUUCUUCAUCACAAUGAUUGUGAUCCCAGCAUGUUAGGGGUUUUAAUUUUUUAUGGUAACAUAAAAAGAUAAAUAUGCAUAGUUAAUUAUUAAUUGCGUAUAGUUAAAGUAAUUAAUUGUAGGACUAAAAAUAUAAUAAAUUGUUAUAGAUAUGUCCAACAACCUUUUAUAAGUAGAUUUUUAAAGAAUACUUCCCUUUUAAUAGUAUAGACUAGAGAUUGACAUGGCUAUUUUUAGUAUAAAUAUCUGAACCGAACAAUUCCACACUCACAAUAGAUCAACUCAAAACCCACACAUAAUAUUCAAAUGGAAUUUAAUUUUAAAACAAAAAAAAACAAUACACCUAAAUGGAUAGCCAAUGUUCAUGCGUAAUUGAUUUUAGUAAAAAGAACUUUUUCUAUGUGUUCAGAUAAAUUAAGUGAAAUAGAAAUAAAUUUUUUAUUUAGUAAAAUAAUUAUAUGGAGUGAAAAAUUAAGUGACAAUAAUAUAUUUUUAUUUUUAUUAAUUUAAUUUAAUUUAAUUUAUUAUUUUAUUUGCAAAAACAUGUUUUUGAAUUACGUUUUUUGGCAACAUAAUUUUCUACCGAUUGAAACUAAAAUAAAACAAACUAAAUGGAAUGUUUAACCAUAUGCAAAGCCCAGUUGUUUUACAUUUUUGAUUAUAUAAUUGGUACAAAGUUAAUGUUGAUUAACUAAUAAAUAAAAAUCUGCACUAUUAUUAUUACGGUAAUAUAAUUAAUUAUGUGAUGUAUUGUUAAGUUAAUAUAAUUAAUGAAAUUGUUAAACUUAGUAAAAUAUGAAAAAACAAUUAAUGUAAUUAUAUUAAUGAAAUUACUAAAAUGACGAUUAUAUUAAUUAAAUUACUAAAAAUAUAUUAUAUUUAUUAUUUAUAAAGAUAUCUAUUUUUCCAAACAAUAUCUAAAGCUAUUCAGUUUUAAUAAUAUCGAUAAAUAUGUUUAAGGUAAGGUUGUUAAACUAAGCUUGAAGCCCGCAUGACUCGACUCAGUCACCACCGAUUUUCCUUUAUGUUCUCUAGACAACUUACCCCCGACGACAUGACGAGAUUCCUGAGAUCUACGACUACAAAGCUAGAGAGAGAAGCAGAGUAAAAUAGAGAGAGAAUACCUGAGUCGGAUGAAGAAUGAGAAAAAUGAGAGACGAGAGGGGUAUUUAUAAGGAAGGAGCAACGCAUCCCCUCGAGGCAUCAUCAGUAGGCAUAAACGGGCCUAGAUGGGCCCAUUAAGGCGCGUGGAUGCCAACAUCAUCUCGCGAUGCUCCGACUUCUCUAGGCAAACCGGAACCGGUUUAGACCAAGACCGACGGAUACGCCCAAGACCAAAGAAAACCAUCGGUUCAUUCAAACCGAUAAACUUCGAAGACUCAAUAAGAAACAGCAUGCAGCGACCAGUCACAAGAAGAUGUGCGGCACAUCCGAACGAAGGAAUGAGCGAGAUCACGAGUUCAGAACAUUCAUCCUUAAGACCUUACUUCCAAAUUUGCUGACUCAACUACACUACUCACCAGUGAACUGGAGGGACUUACUGUUGGGUAUGAGCCUGACCCUUUUGACCCACAAGAUAAUUGUCAUGACCCAUAACCAUGUAAGGUAGACUCGGCUUGCUGGCUUUUAAGCCGCCGUCUCGACUCGACUCGAGACUACUUUUAGUCGAUCAGAUGGGCGAGCGAAAGCAAUCGGCUUGACGACUCAAAGUAAAGGCCGACAGCUCGGCCCAAUCAACGAAAGGCCCAUUAAGUCAAGACGAGUAGGUUAACGAGCGACCGCCUAUAAAAGGCGAGAGAGGGGUGUCGAGGAAGGGAUCGACAAAUCACCACACACUUACUUUCGGCCAAAAACUAGGGUUUAGAUCUUAUUCUCGCCGACUUGUAUCUCCCGGUGAACUAGCUUUCGCUGGUUUACUUUUUACCGUGUCUUUCCCUUUUUGUAUCACAAUCAAACGAUUCGUUGAUCUAAUAAAACGUGUUUGUCUCGAUCCACCGACGAAAACCCGUUCCCUUUCUUUACUAGUUUGUCGAUAGUACUCGGUUCAAACAACGGUGAGCAUGUAGUUUUCUAUAUUUUUCUUCUUGUCCUCUGUUUAUUAUAUUCCAGUUUAUUUUUUCUAUAUAUAUUCUGACAUUUAAUAUGUUAUUCUCUUCCAGUGCAGAUGAGUGGUUGGAACAAAGAACAAAGAGCGAGGGAGGCCAUGAGAGCUUCAGUCUUCAAGUGUCGCUUCCUUGUCAUAGUCUUGUGUCUGCUGUCUUUUUGUUCCUUCGUUGGCAACGUUACAAAUCAGUGAGUUGCUCCUCCUUCCCUUUCUACUCUUUACGCUUAGCAUUGCUCUAUAUCAUUAGUUUAACAUUAAUAUCUGCCCCCUUUUUGACCAGGGAACCAUACAUGGUGUUUCAUGUUAAUAGCGAUGGAAAAUAUUUCAUAACGCAUCCGUGGAAGCUGCUCGAGAUAGCAAGUUGGGAUAUCGCUAAGUUUGUGGUUGCUCCUUUCUGUCUGGUUGGUCUUGUAUUCCAGAUGUGGACUUUUUCAAAUCAGACUCAAGGUCUCCAACAAGAUCAAGGAAACUUAAAACCUGAUGAGAAGAUGGUGAAAAAUCCGCCAAAAAAGAAAAAAAACAAAAAAUCUUCAUCAAAAAAGAAAGAGGGAAAUUUGCAAUACCAACAUGUUGGGGAGACAGAGAUUGAAGCUGAUCAGGAAAAUGAUAUCGACAUUAGAUAUGGUGAUCAGUCUAUUUACGAACCACAACCACAGUCACAUCAACCUACAGAAAACUUAGAGCUCGAACUAAAGUCAAUAGUGAGGGACAAAAGUAGUAUAAACAAUUUGACUAAAUUACUGGCUGUGGGAGCUGACGGCAUUGAGGUCUUUGAGGAUACACGUGAUCAACGUCUCGUGGCCGUGAAAAGAAUCAUUUACUCCGAUGAAGCGCUUGCAAUUGCGUAUAAUGAAAGGCAAAACCACUAUAACACUGAAAAUCAUUCGAACCAAAUUCUCCGGCACUAUGGUCUCGAUUUCACUGAUUCUUACAUUUAUGUCUAUUUACAACCCUGGAUGUGCACUAUAGGUGACUUGAUUAGAUUCUGUUCAAGCAAAGGAAGUGACACACGAUAUCUCACUCAGAACCAAAUAUGUCUUUUGGAGAAAUUUAUUAAAAAAAAUAAGUGUUGGGAAGCCACUGGUCGUCCUUCCAGUCUCCUUGUUAGUCUGAUAAAAAAUAUAGUUUCGGGUGUUGCCGAACUGCAUCGUUCAAAUAUUAUUCAUCGAGAUAUAAAUCUGGAAAGCUUUUUUAUAAUGGCUACUGAGGAUGAGGAUUUUAUUGCAAAGCUUGGGGAUUUGAGCAUGGGCAAGCUUCUCGGGGACAGUGGGUACUUCGGGGAACAAAAACGGAAAGCACCGGAGCAGAUACAGAGGAAGAAUCAAUUCGAAGGUUUGACAAACGAUGUCUAUUUCCUUGGAUGUGUCUUUGGUUUUUCGAUCUCUCAGGGUAACCCUGUAUUUGAAGAUGUAUGUGAAGAUGAUAUCAUUUUUAAACAAAAAGCAAAGAAUAUAUUGAAAAACUUCCCCGAAGGUUACCAAAUUUUCAAGAAUUUGACUAGAACCCCCCAUGCAAAGCGGUAAUGUUAUUUAUUUAUUCAUUCGUUAAUAUUAUUAUUUUAAUUGAUUUCACAAAUUAACCAAUCUCCUUGCAUAUUUUCAGUAUUACUGCAAAACGAGCACCAUGUUAUUUAUUUAUUCUUUCGUUAAUAUUAUUAUUUUAAUUGAUUUCACAAAUUAACCAAUCUCCUUGAUUAUUUUCAGUAUUACUGCAAAAAGAGCACUGGCCGAACCAUUUUUUUGGACAUGUGUGAUGAAGGUGCACUUCUAUUCGGUUGCUAGUCGUUGCUUUGUCGGUUCUAAAGAGCAGGAUGUAUGGAAUUCACUACAAAAAAGUGCAGGAAUAGUUCUGGAGAAUGACAAAUGUUGGGAUACGAGACUAGAAGAUGCUUUUAGAAUCAAAAUAGCCAAAGAGGGUUACCGUUGUGAUCGACUUGCCGAUUUGGUAAGACUUGUGAGAAAUACUCUUUGGCAUUACGGCGGAGAAGAGAAUGAAGAUGUUGAGGUUUGUAUUUUUACACAUAUUUACUAGCUAUUUUGUAUUUCAUAACACUUCAUAUUCCAAACACAUAGUGUAUUAACUAUUUUGUACAUGUAUUUGAUGUUUUAGCAUAUCGUGGGAACUUCUCAAGAAUCAAUACUCGAGUAUUUCGAUAGAAAGUUUCCGCAACUGCUGGUGCAAGUGUACUAUAUAGCUUUUGAUCACUACCGGACACAUAAGGAUUUAAGAACAUACUUUGAGUGACAAAGGUUGGUGAUUUAAUUAUUUUAAUCUUUUGCUGAUAAAUGUAAUAUCUCACUGUAUAUAUAUAUAUUUUAUUUUUUUUUAAUUUGUUGACAGACACUCCAUAACUAGGCUUUGGGAGAUGACUCACGACAUCUGUCAUUUGGCUUCUCCAUUAUUGGAUUAAAACUACUUAUGUUUUUUUUUGCUUCAAAUAAUUGUCGGUUAAGUUCUCUAUUGAUUCGGUUCAAAGUUAUCAAGUUUAAAGCCUUAUGAAUUUUAUAAAUAAAUGUUAAAGGAUUUGUGAGAUACAUACAUAUUAUAUUGAACAAUACUAAACUUAACAACUUGCAUGCUUUCUUUAAUGGUCAUACCCCUUUUGUUGGUCUCUCACUAUAUCCCUUUUCUCAUCUCCGAAACUGAUCCAGUAAAGCGGCCUCCUAUCUCACAAUGGUUUGAUAGGCUCUUUCAAGUUUGUUGUUGUUCAAUAUCAAACGCCAAACAACUACUAUUUCAUUUUAUAUAAUAUUCAAAUAGAGGAGCUGCCAAAUUGGGAUAAGUCGGAAGCUAAAUAUAAAUCCCAUUUGUUCACAAGGUCAAUUAACCCUUUUCUUAAUUAUUAUGUUUUGUUUGAUUGACCUCAUCACCAUAUUGUAAGUAUUAUAUUAUCUACUUUAAGAUUACAAAAGAAGAUACAUACGUGUGAGAGAAAAAGAUGAAGCAAGUAUAAGAUAUAAUCUAAUUAGGAUAAUAUUUGUUUUCUUGAGGAAGACAUAGAUGGAUUCGUCGUUUGUAAAGAACAACAGAUAUACGAGAGAGGAGAAGACUCAUUGUCUCUUUAAUGGUUUUUUAUCUUUCCCUGUAAUGGUCCUCAAUGUAAGGUUACUACACUUAUUUCCUCCCCCUUGCAAUCUAUUUGUGUUAUCUGUGUAAGCUUUGUUGAAGGUGUUGUCUUUGCUGAGUAGAUGAUUGAAGCUUUUCAAGAACGCUGUUUUGGACCUACAUUUGAACUCAAGUCACAUGACAAGUACUCUCUCUGAGAUAUGGGAUCCGUUUAUGAGACCAGAAGGUGGUGGAAGUGCAGAAUGCAGAUGAUGUUAUAUCUAGACUUGCUACUGCUAUGGAAUCCAUGGAAGUUGAAUAUCAAGGCUGUGCAAUUCUGGUGGUGAGUCAUGGAGAUCCUCUUCAGAUGUUACAUAACAUUCUCCAUUCAGCUAAGCAACACAGAGGAGGUUUUCGUUUUAGCAGUGAGGUUUCAGAUGAGCAGAGUUGCUUCCGUCUUGUCUCAGCACCGCAAGUUUGCUUUGCAACACGUAGCUUGAUCUUUGGCAUUAGUUAGAAAGACAU